Molecule: messenger RNA, 1459 nt
Organism: Coregonus sp. 'balchen'
Lineage: Eukaryota; Metazoa; Chordata; Actinopteri; Salmoniformes; Salmonidae
Source: the annotation of a GenBank genome assembly
AUGUGGCUCUCGUGGCUUCUAUGUGUGUGUGCUCUUUUGCCUCAUUGCCGGUUUGGUUCUUAUGGUUUUCAAUGUUGCUGUCUUUCCUCUUUUCUUUUCUCUGUAUGUCUCUUUAUCUCUCUGUCUAUCUCUCUGCCUAUAUCUUUCCCCCUCCUCCUCUCUCUUUAUCUCUCUGUCUAUCUCUCUACCUAUAUCUUUCCCCCUCUUCCUCUCUCUUUAUCUCUCUGUCUAUCUCUCUACCUAUAUCUUUCCCCCCUCCUCCUCUCUCUUUAUCUCUCUGUCUAUCUCUCUACCUAUAUCUUUCCCCCCUCCUCCUCUCUCUUUAUCUCUCUGUCUAUCUCUCUACCUAUAUCUUUCCCCCCUCCUCCUCUCUCUUUAUCUCUCUGUCUAUCUCUCUACCUAUAUAUUUCCCCCCUCCUCCUCUCUCUUUAUCUAUGUCUAUCUCUCUACCUAUAUCUUUCCCCCCUCCUCCUCUCUCUUUAUCUCUCUGUCUGUCUUUUUAUCUCUCUCUCUCUCUCUCUCCUCUCUAUCUAAUAUCUCUUUCUCUCUGGUUGGUGUGGUUGUGGUCGUGGUUCCUUUGUGGUUGGCUGUGGUUGGUUAAUUUUGUGGUGCUUUUUGAUUUGCCUUGUCGCCAUAUUUGCUGUAGGGCAGUAGCUCGGUGAGUGGCAGCCCAGUCCCCUCCACAUCCGGUACCUCCACCCCCCGCCGCGGGCGCCGCCAGCUCCCCCAGACCCCCGCCGUGCCACGCCCCCACGUCACCUACUCCCCAGCCAUGCGACACCCCAAGCCCACCUAUGGAGCGGGUCCUCCUGGACGGCUCCGCUCCCCCUCUCCCCGACACUUCUCCCCCCCAGAGCACGACGGAGGGGGGUAUCACCGUCCGCCAUCGCGUCACGUUUCCCCACUUGAGCACGGAGGGUCGAGGCACGGGUCUCCGAGAUCGGCCCGGCAACAGUCGGGGUCUCGUUCACCUCCGCCCCACCAUGGGUCACCCCGGUCCCCCCGCCACGGGCGCUGGAGCGGUCCCCCUCCCGGGGAUAGUUUGGAGAGCGAGGGCGGCCCGUUCUACGAGCGCGACUGCGAGUACGAGCGCCAGCACGAGCCGCCCGCCUACGAGCAGAGCCUCAGCAACCCACAUCCCCAUGGCAACCCCCACCCGCACGGCAACCCCCACCCGCACGGCAACCCGCACCCACGCUCCCCCAGGACUGCCCGGCACGGGGGCGGCGUGGGCCCACCACCUCCUCUUGCUCCCCCUCACCCCCGACGAGUCCCAAACGGUUACCGCUCGUCUUCGCCCUCCCCGCACCGGCGAGGGCCCCAACAUCAACACCCCCAUCCAGGGGGACCAGCCCACCGGUCCCCCCCUCAUCACCGGGUCCCCCAUGGAGGCCCCAGAGGCCCCCGGAAGGGUCUGCACGAACCCUACAGCGAGACGGACGAGGACGACUGGUGCUAG